Tachyglossus aculeatus (Australian echidna) is the source of this 2081-nucleotide messenger RNA. It is a transcript of the gene MICU2, whose product is annotated as mitochondrial calcium uptake 2. The record is from RefSeq and is a predicted model, not a curated record. The transcript has 12 exons. Gene Ontology annotation, cellular component: uniplex complex. Gene Ontology annotation, biological process: mitochondrial calcium ion homeostasis; calcium import into the mitochondrion. NCBI's taxonomy places the organism in Eukaryota, Metazoa, Chordata, Mammalia, Monotremata, Tachyglossidae. Gene Ontology annotation, molecular function: calcium ion binding. Bases 1 to 1290 code for a protein of 429 amino acids.
AUGGCGGCGGCUGUGGCGGCCCGCGGAGCGGCCAUGGCGGCCCGCUGCGGGUCGGGGCGGCGCUGGCGGGCGGCCAUGGCGGCCGCGGCUAUGGCGGGCGGAGGAGCGGCGGCGGCGGCCUGGUGGAGGGGCUACCGCGGCCGCGCCCCGCCGGGGCCGGACCUCCGCACACCGGCCGCCCUCCUCACCGUGCUGGCGCAGAAAGAUCCUGCCAAAGAAGAAUUAUCAGAUAAGGUGUCCAUUCGAAAGCAGCGCUUCCUACAGUUUUCCUCGCAAGAAUAUGAAGGAGAAUAUUACAUGACACCCAGAGAUUUCCUGUUCUCAGUAAUGUUUGAUCAAAUUGACCGUAAAGCCUUGGUCAGGAGGCUCUCCCAGAAGGAGGUGGAAGGUGCCCUGGCAUUUGCCAAGCGGGCCCGUCGAGGAUCCAACUUUUUCCGAGACCUUGGAGAUAAAGGAUUGAUUUCAUACACUGAAUAUCUGUUCUUGCUGACAAUCCUCACCAGACCGCAGACUGGAUUUCACAUGGCCUUUAAAAUGCUGGAUUCAGAUGGUGAUGAGCGGGUUGACAAGAGAGAAUUCUUCAAGCUUCAGCAAAUUAUUAGAAGACAAGAGGAUUUGAAGGCAGCAGCCAGGGAUGAGUCCAUGCUUAUGGAAUCUAAAAUGGAAGAUUCUGAAGUUAAUACCACCCUCCAGAUCCACUUCUUUGGAGCAAAAGGAGAAGACAAGCUUCACUAUAGAGAAUUUCACAGGUUUAUGGAAAAUUUGCAGACAGAGGUGCAAGAAAUGGAAUUCAUACAGUUUUCCAAAGGACUGAGCUUCAUGAGAAAAGAGGACUUUGCUGAGUGGCUGCUGUUUUUCACCACAGGAAACAAAGACAUUUACUGGCAAAAUGUGAAAGAAAGAAUGCCAGCUGGAGAGAGUAUAAGCUUGCAUGAGUUCAAGACGUUUUGCCAGUUUACGACACACCUGGAAGAUUUUUCCAUCACCAUGCAAAUGUUCAGCAUAGCCAAUCGCCCUGUCAAAUUGGCGGAAUUCAAGAGAGCUGUGAAAGUGGCAACGGGACAUGAGCUCUCAGACAAUGUUUUGGACACAGUCUUCAAGAUCUUUGAUUUAGAUGGUGAUGAUUGCCUCAGCCAUGGAGAGUUCCUUGGGGUUUUAAAGAACAGGAUGCAUCGUGGUUUAUGGGUGCCACAGGAACCAGGCCUACAAGAAUACUGGAAGUGCGUGAAAAGAGAAAGCAUUAAAGGAGUGAAGGAAGUCUGGAAGCAGGCCGGAAAACCGCUGCUGUAAAAGACCAAAGGGAAGGGGCUCCAGGGUGAUCACCUGGCAGGACUUGGACUUUUAAAGUGUCUGUUUCUGUUUACCUAAUGCAAAUGUUCUUAAGUCGUCUGCAGCGUGUGUAAUAUCAGAGUGCAACGGACUUGCUUUCUGAUACCAUAACCUCAUGAUUUUGGUUGGGUGGAGGAACUCGGCUUUUAUUCUCUUAAUAGGAAAUGUUGAAGUUUACAAGCUGGGCACAUACCCUAGUGGUGCCAGUCUGUUUUCCACUCCCAGGAAGAGUUGAGAAUCUGGUUUUAGUCCUGGUCUCCCAUAAUCAGGAACAAAAGCCCGGUCCCUUGCAGGGAAAUACCUGGCAUUGUGCUAAUUGUAAUCAAUCAGUCAAUCAGUGACAUUUAUUGAGCACUUACUGUGUGCAGAGCACUGUGUACUAAGCACUUGGGAGAAUACAGUUCAACAGAGUUGCCCACAAGGGUUUACAGUCUACAAGUCUGGUAUCACACUCCAGUGAGCAUCUGAGCCAGUACUACCCCGGGGGAAUGACAUUUUGGAGGGUCCUUCCCCUGAAACACAUAGGGCCAGGAAGACAGGAUCGGGUGCUUGUGUUCUUAGGAUUUUAUUCCAGCUGGGGGCUUGAGUGGGGAUUAGUUCUAAUGAUAAAUGUCUUAACAAAUCUCAUUAUCAAAACUGGAAAUAAGAGCGUUUACAGAGACAUGGAAAAUAGAAACUGUGUGCUUGAUUUCUGAAAGUUUCUUUUAAAAUCUCACAGCCGAAGGUAGAAAUAAACAAAUUUUGUGAGCGAA